Knipowitschia caucasica is the source of this 402-nucleotide messenger RNA. The record is from the annotation of a GenBank genome assembly. Lineage: Eukaryota; Metazoa; Chordata; Actinopteri; Gobiiformes; Gobiidae.
AUGAGUGCCAGUGAAGGGUUCAUCACUUUCCACACUGAUGGCACCGGCGAGGUCAUCCGGACCAAACCAUACGCUGAACGCGGGAGCUGGACUCAGGAGCUGGACUCGGGAACUGGACUCAGGAGCUGGACUCGGGAGCUUGAGUCGGGAGCUGGACUCAGGAGCUGGACUCGGGAGCUUGAGUCGGGAGCUGGACUCGGGAGCUGGACUCAGGAGCUGGACUCAGGAGCUGGACUCGGGAGCUGGAGUCGGGAGCUGGACUCGGGAGCUGGACUCGGGAGCUGGACUCAGGAGCUGGACUCAGGAGCUGGACUCGGGAGCUGGACUCGGGAGCUGGACUCGGGAGCUGGACUCGGGAGCUGGACUCGGGAGCUUGAGUCGGGAGCUGGACUCGGGAGCUGA